Messenger RNA from Fusarium pseudograminearum CS3096, 66 nucleotides. RefSeq lists its product as uncharacterized. Bases 1 to 66 code for a protein of 21 amino acids. The record is from RefSeq and is a predicted model, not a curated record. Lineage: Eukaryota; Fungi; Ascomycota; Sordariomycetes; Hypocreales; Nectriaceae. The transcript has 2 exons.
AUGUCGUACUACAGAGCACAUACCCCACGACACUCAGCUCUAUCUCGACGUUCACACAGUAACUAA